Messenger RNA from Cylindrotheca closterium, 1254 nucleotides. Lineage: Eukaryota; Bacillariophyta; Bacillariophyceae; Bacillariales; Bacillariaceae. The record is from the annotation of a GenBank genome assembly.
AUGAUGUUCUUGGAUCCGUCAAACGCAAUGAGCCAUGGCCUCAUGUUCGUAGCACGCCAACGAGAACGAGAGGUUGCUACCAAAGGUGUCACUAGCACUCGUCUUCCUCCUCCUACCAAUGGGAUGGAGAAACGCAAGGCCAAUCAUAGUGCCAAAGAUACGGCUGCCAUUCAAACUCUAAUCGAAGAAGCCAUGAAACUCCAAGAGGAGUUGAUCCAUGGACUCUCCUUACGCAUCCACCACACAGCUCAGCUUGCGGAUCGAAUGCAAGGAGAAGGAGGAGAUGCUGAACAACACCUGGUAUGUGUUUCCAUGAGAAAACUCAAAGUGGUUCAACAAGAGUACAUUCAAGCGCUUUUUUGCAAGCGAGCUCUAGAAACCUUGAGCGAGCACCACGAAUAUGGCCUCGUCACUCUCAAAGGAGUCGAGAAAGAGAUCAGGGCAAUCACAAUGUGCAAUGAGAGCAACAAGAAAUCCACCAAGACCACCGCCUCCAAAUGGAGCGAUGAUGAGCUUCUAUUGCAACUCAAGAAACGCAAGUUCUUUCCCAUUCUACGAAUUGAAGAUGGCAGUGUUGCCUUUGGUUGGACGGACAUUCCGCCCUUUUGCAAUCACAAUGUGGCCCGUCAACGAGCCAUGGAGGUUGCCACCAAGGGAUUCACCAAGAUUCACAUUCCAAUGGGAUACGAAAAGAUUGAGAACCCCUGUACAGAUGCUGUCUUGUUGAUUAGCCAAGCAGAGCAACACGUUGUGGAAUUCAACAAGCAGCUGCACAAGCUUAAUUUGCAAAUCCAUCUUUUGGUGAAAGCUGCCACUGGAAGCCUUGAACAUGGCAACUCUGUCGAAGCUUGCUUACGAAUGAAAGAAAUGGAAUCCAUUCAAGCAGAGUACUUGGCAAUCUUAAAGGUCUUGGAAGGAAUCAAGGUUUUGGUAUCUGACAUUCAGCAUGGGGUCAUCGACCUUAAUUUGGGAUCACAAACCUUGGAAGAUAUUUGUGACUUGAGCAAUAGCAAUGUCGAAGCCGAGGAAGAUCUAGGGGAUGAAGAGUAUCUUUCGAGGCUGGAAGAAAAACAGUUUUACCCAAGACUCUUUUCACUGGUCGGUGGAGAAGGUGUCAGGAUAUUCUACAGAGCCACAGCACCCGACAAGAAGGGAGCAUCUGCGCCCAAAUCUAUCGAAGAGGCCCCCAACAAGACGCGUGUUUCCUUUCAAAUGCACCAACCAAGAAGGGAGAUGGUUAGUCGUGUUGCUUAA